Molecule: messenger RNA, 591 nt
Organism: Symbiodinium necroappetens
Lineage: Eukaryota; Dinophyceae; Suessiales; Symbiodiniaceae
Source: the annotation of a GenBank genome assembly
AUGUUACAGGCAUGGAAGUUGUUCAAGCACUACGACACCAACGACGAUGAUCUUCUUUCUCCGUAUGAGUUCCAGCUGCUACUGCGCACAGUGCUCCGGGAGCGCUAUCCACGAGCGAAGGAUGUGCCACGUGAGCUGUUCAAGGAAGCCAUCGAAAUUCAGCAGACACAGAUCUCAGUGACCUUCGAAGACUUCCUUACAUGGAUCACGCGAAAUGCUUUCCAGGAAUGUUUGCUGCUCACCGAUGAGCAACGAUUCAUUCGACUGGUGGCGCGACGGUUCUACGUCUCUGUGCCUGACGUGGAGAAGGUGAAGCGGCGCUUCGAUAGCUUCUGCCAGGCCAACCCGGGCCUCCUCGAAUACCAAGAGUUUUGCCAGCUAAUCGCACUGCUGCUCAACCUGCGCGACACGACGGCUCUGCCAGAGAGCCGGGUGAAGUCGUUCUGGCGCGAGCUCGACGACACCGGCAAAGGUUCCGUGGACUUCACGGAAUUCAUUCCGUGGUACUUGGGUUACUUCGGCGGGGACGAUGGGUCGUCCCUGGUCAACUUCUACCGGCGUAUUCGCCCCACAGUGUUUGAGGAUGACUGA